Molecule: messenger RNA, 3315 nt
Organism: Mizuhopecten yessoensis (Yesso scallop)
Lineage: Eukaryota; Metazoa; Mollusca; Bivalvia; Pectinida; Pectinidae
Product: leucine-rich repeat-containing protein 57-like
Exons: 5
Coding region: 35-751 (238 amino acids)
Molecular function (GO): protein binding
Source: RefSeq, a predicted model, not a curated record
UUCAACCAAGAUAAUAAUAAAAAAAAAUGUCAAAAUGGGGAAUUCUAAUAUAAAACAGCAUAUUGACACAGCAGAGAAAACUGGAGCAUGCCAACUGUGUAAACUUGGACUUAAGGAGUUUCCAGAAGAUUUACAAAGAUUGACCAAAAAUCUAAGAACACUAGACUUGUCAGAAAAUAAAAUACCAUUGAUACCUCCAGUUAUUGGAUCCUUCUCCUUGUUAAAAAAUGUGAACCUCAGCAAAAAUAGACUGGAAACAUUACCAACAGAAUUUGGGAAUUUGAAAAAGCUGGAAUCUUUGUCUUUAGAAAAUAAUUGCCUGACAUCAUUACCGGAAUCCUUAGCAAAACUUACUAGUUUACGUACACUGAAUUUAUCAGACAAUCGGUUGAAGUUAUUUCCUAAGCUAGUGUGUGCACUGAGGCAGUUGGAUGCUUUAGAUCUAUCAAAGAACAAAAUCACAGUUUUGCCUGGUGACUUGCAACAGUGUCAAGCUAUAGAGCUAAAUUUGAACCAGAACCAGAUUUCUGGUCUGCCUGAAAGCUUGACGUCAUGUCCCCGAUUGAAAGUGCUAAGAGUUGAAGAAAAUUGUCUCGAGAUCUCUGCCUUUUCUCCGCAAUUAAUGAAGGAGUCGAGCAUUGCGCUGUUAGCAGUGGAAGGCAAUGUGUUUGAUAUGAAGGCCUUUAAUAAUUUGGAUGGAUAUGAUGAGUAUAUGGAACGAUACACCGCAACAAAGAAAAAAUUCAACUGAAAAAUCACCGAUGCCUGGAAACAAAUGGAUUCAAGUUCAACAUAGAAUAUGUUAUUUGAUAAAUAAAGGUUCCCCAACAAGUGACGGUUAGCUAGCAUGAUUAUCUAACCGAGUUGGUUAAUUUUCAAAUUGUUUAAAGACGCGUUUUCUCGGGUGUCAUUUAAAAUUUGAAAAUUAACUAAUGAGAGUCGGACGAACAUGAUAACCAACCACCACGAGUUUGGGGACCUUGUUCUACCAUAACAUUGACAUUUUGUCUGGAAAACCACAUGUUUCCAUUAUGUCCAUUUCCAAUGGGAAAAACAAUGGCCUCGGAUCAUGACUAUCGGGUGAUCGAAAUGUUUUCCAACUCCUAUCAGGUUUGUCUAUCGAGUCGGGAGUGAGGAAACCCAAAGUGGUUGUGGGAGAAAUACACAUUAUAAGCAAUAUUAAGCGAUAGUUACCCAGUUUAACAGAUGGAUAUCCUUUGAGUAUGUGGGGAUUCACAAUAACUCGAUGACUCAUGAAAUGUAAAACAUUUAUUUUUAAGCUGAUCUUUUUUUCUGAAAGUUUUAGUGGAAAAACCAGCUUUAUUGUCAGUUCCUGGCUCAAGACAUUUCAUUGUAUUUCAUGGUACAUGCAGGUAUUUGUUAAAUAAAAUGUACAAGUACAAAGAAGGAUAUAAUGUAAAUGUAAUAAAAGUUCACUUUAACUUUAUUUCUAGUGUUCUUUUAAAAACUUUCUUGAUAGCAUGUUACGUAAUGAAAAUAACUGUAUUUAUCUAAUUUAUAGUUCAUGAGAUUUUCUUUCCAAUGAUAUAUACAUGUCUUGCAGAUCUUUUUAGAAGUAAUAUCAGUUGUAACUAAAAUUUCAUUUUUUCUCGAAAACCAAUCCCUUACGGCAACAUGUUAAGAUUUGUAUUUUUUCUCACAAAUGUAUAAGGUAUCCUGGGCAGAAUCUAUAUUUAUUAAAAUUUUGUUUUUAAGUCAAUUGUUAGAUAUUUACAUAUAUUUUUUAUAUCAAGGGGAACUAAAAUUUAUAAGAAUAAUGUUAACAAUAGAGAUAUCUGGAAAUUUAAUAAUAGAAAAACAGAGAAGAAUUUACAAACUAGCUUUGCUGAAACAAAACAUGAUUAACCUGUAAAUAAUUGAUUACUGAAGGGUUGUACUGGUAUAUAAUUAUGUACAUGUUUGUUUACCCAUUCACCCUUUAUGUCACAUUUGAACCUUACCAAGUCAAAUACUGGGCAAGUCCAGUUCAGAUAUGUAGGGGUGAAUGAGUUGAGAUAUGUUCCUAUCAUUCCUAGUGAAAACAUCAGGCCAAAUAUGAUAUACAUUAUAAUUUGAGAAAAAAUAUUGAUAUUUAUGAUUCUUUUGUUCUUAUUCCUUACUUUAUUUUUACUUUAAUUAAAUUGUUCUAAUGUAUGUGUUACUGUUGGGAGUCCGUGCGUGCAAUACACCUGUUACAUGUUUCUUGUUACAACGCUCUGUUUCUUCUACCAUUGAAUUCAUAUUAUGUGUAAUUUCAUACCCUUAAAACGUUUCUACUGAGCUGAUAAAAAUAUUCAAAUAAUUAUUUUUUGAUGUUUUUAUAUUUAAAACUUGACAACCCAUGUAGUAAUUGGCAACUCAUAACAUAUUUCGUCCAUUUUUAGACUUUAAGCAAUCUUUUUUAAUCUGUAACUACAAGUUUUCCAAUGGGAAUUGUGACGUUAGAAAAAAUCUUUGGGUGGUCACGGCCGAAUUAAUUUUGCUUACUAUGAUGAUUAAUGUGAAUACAGAACUUAGAGAAUUGAUCUCUACAAAAUGAAAAAAUAUGAUAAAACCUAUUCAGAAAAAUAACAUAUAUUUUAUCGUAUGGAGACAAAUGUCAUUUUAAAGUAGAAAACUGUUAUCAUGCUGCAUUACAUUGAAUCGUAAUGAGUGACCACUUAAUCACAGGGACCUGAGAAUUUGUUACAGCUAUAAUUGGAUAUAAAGUAAGGUGUUGAGGAAUUUUACUCGUUUUAGGGGUUUACAUCAGCUUUCGGUAAAAAUGCCGCCCCAAUGAUGAUAUAUACGUGUAAAACUACUCUGAAACACCUUAGUAUAGGUCCAGCUAUAGCUGUGAAGUGUAAUACAUUUUCAAGUCUGUGCACCGUUAUUCACAUGCGAGCCAGGUAAACCAAUAAGUGUGCAUGCUAUAUAAUGAUUAGUUGAUGUUAUGUAGAUGUUCCUGUGUGUUCGUCAUCCUCGAUACUCCAGGGGUUAUGCUCAAGCCUUAAAAGAAAACUAUCUUAACCAAAAAUCAAAAUUACUUCCAUUCUAUUAAAAUACCAAUUAUUCAUAAGAUGUUCUUGUAGGUCACAAGAUUACUUAUUAUCAAACAAAGCUGUUUGAUGAAGACUGUGGGCAAGUUUUAUAGUCGCCAUCAUUAUCUCAGUGAGAAAAAUUCUAGAUAUGGACGUUGAUAUUUUUGAAUAUAUACAUUGUCUUGUUUUAAGCUCACCGGGUACAAAGGACCAUGGUGUGCUUAUGCCAUACCGCAGCUUCCAUCGUCCUUCUGUCCGUCCGUCCGUCAACUUUUCCUUUAAAACGCUACUUGUC